GUUAAGGAGUUUGACACAAAAUCUUUCCUCUCACAAAUUUGUCUUUUUGGUCAUACUUGAAGAUACUUCAGAUAAAAUGGAAACAGCUGUGACUCAUUUCAUCCUCCUGGCAGUCAUCUCAGGUUUAACCAAAGGAAGUGGUGUGUUGCCAGAUGAACUGACUGCAGCUGUUGGAGGAGAAGUGAUGUUCACCACAACAGUGACUCCAACAGAAACACCAUUUCAUUCAGUUAGCUGGAAUUUUGUUUUAAACAGUAUAGAAAGACCAAUAAUAACCUCCUUCGGUUUUUCAAACAGCAUUGCACCAGAGUAUGAAGGCAGGAUCACAUUCUACAAAUCUACUAGAUCUCUGAAGCUCAUGGAUCUGACUCUUAAUGACAUUGGACAGUACAGAGUUAGUAUUAAACCAUAUGUAGGACAAACGACAUCAGGACUCACUGAACUGAAAAUGCUUGAGCCAGUCUCCAAUGUAAAGAUAACUGCCAACAGCACAGAUUUGAUUGAGUUCAGCUCUGUCAGUCUGUCCUGCUCUUCUUCUGGAUUCUCUCCUUCUUUCCUCUGGCUGAACGGCAGCUCUGAGGUUACAGCCAGUGAGAGAGUUCAGUUCACUAAUGGAGGCCGUACUCUCACUAUCAUCAGUGUGACCCGCUAUGACCAGAGACCAUUGGUCUGUAGAGUGUCCAAUGCUGUCAGUGGUGUCACCAGUAAUCCAGUAAAUCUUAACAUCAACUAUGGCCCAGAAAACACUCGUUUGAAGUUAUUUCCAUCUCAAGACCACUAUGUGCAAGGGUCAACCAUCAGCUUGUCUUGCUCAGCUGUCUCCAGACCUUCUGCUCAGUUUCAGUGGUUUCUGAAUGGAGGCCUGCUGUCUGGUUCUGGAUCAAAGCUCACACUGACGAACAUUCAGAUGAGUCAGAGUGGGGACUACAGCUGUAGGGCCUUUAACAGCAAAACUCGAAGAUAUCAAAUAUCUCUGCCUUCAGCUAUAACCGUAGUGGCACAAGUCUCCAAUGUAAGGGUAACUGCCAGCAGCUCAGACUUGGUGGAGUUCAGCUCUGUCCGUCUGUCCUGCUCUUCUUCUGGAUCCUCUCUCUCUUUCCUCUGGAUGAACGGCAGCUCUGAGGUUACAGCCAGUGAGAGAGUUCAGUUCACUGAUGGAGGCCGUACUCUCACUAUCAUCAAUGUGACCCGCUAUGAUCAGGGACCAUUCAGGUGUCAUGUGUCCAAUCCUGUCAGUGAUGACACCAGCGAUCCAAUAGAAAUUACCAUCAGCUUUGGCCCAGAAAACAUCAUUUUGAAGUUAUCUCCAUCACAAGAACACCAUGUGAAAGGGUCAACUAUCAGGCUGUCCUGUUCAGCUGCCUCCAGACCCCCUGUUGAUUUUCAGUGGUUUCUGAAUGGAGACCUGCUGUCUGAUAGUGGACCAGAACUCACACUGAUGAAUUUUCAGAUGAAUCAGAGUGGGGACUACACCUGUCAGGCCUUUAACUACAAAAUUAUGAGAUAUCAAACAUCUCAACCUUCAGCUGUAACUGUACUGGAGAGAGUAUCUAAUACUUCAAUCAUACCUUCAACACAGCUGAUUGAGGGGAAGUCUGUCAGCCUGACCUGUGAUGGUGCUGGCUCCAUCUUUACCAGAGAGUGGAUGAAGGACGGCUCACCAUUGACUCAGACUGACAACAUGAUACUUUAUGAUACAAACAGAGUGUUGUCUUUUAUCUCUCUGAAGAGAACAGACAGUGGAGAAUAUGUGUGUAAAAUCAGCAACCACGUCAGCAAUGAUGAAGCUAAUUACAGCAUGAUUGUUAACUAUGGACCAGAAAAUAUUCAAAUCACAGGACCAAGUGAGAUAAACGUGAAACAGACCUUAACAUUAACCUGCUCUGCUGCGUCUACACCAUCUGCCAGUUACACCUGGUUACUGAAUGGGACAAUUAUAUUAUACAACUCUGCUGUGUUCACUAAAAACAUGACUGAACUGUCUGACAGUGGCUUCUACACCUGUCGAGCACUGAAUGAAAUAACUGGGAGAACACGAUUUGCAGGUCAUCUAUUGAUUGUAACAGAACGAGACUUUCCUGUGUAUGAGAACCAGUCAGACCUAUUUUGA
Messenger RNA from Scomber japonicus (chub mackerel), 2110 nucleotides. RefSeq names its product carcinoembryonic antigen-related cell adhesion molecule 5-like. The transcript has 9 exons. The record is from RefSeq and is a predicted model, not a curated record. The coding region runs from base 77 to 2110 and encodes 677 amino acids. NCBI's taxonomy places the organism in Eukaryota, Metazoa, Chordata, Actinopteri, Scombriformes, Scombridae.